CUGGAAGAGUUUGGGUAGCGCGACUACUGCUAGUGCACUUCGCGUGCGGCUCAGACGUCCGAAAGCAGCCUACACAUUUGACGCCUAGACAGUCGGAGACCAAGCGCCGUCGCGAUGGGAUAUUUGCAUAUUUUGGCAUUAUGCUUGCUUGUGCCUCACUUUAAUGCUGUGGAACUCAGUGGAAUGUAUGGCUCAAUCCAGUCUCCCAAUUUCCCAGAUUCUUACCCUAGAGAUUCUGACAUCUCCUGGAAUAUCUCUGUCCCAGAUGGAUUUAAAAUCAAGUUGUACUUCAUGCAUUUUGAUUUAGAGCCAUCUUACCUCUGUGAAUAUGAUUACGUGAAGAUUGAAGCAGAACAGGAACAGCUGGCUAGAUUUUGUGGCCGAGAAGACACAGACACUGAACAAGUCCCUGGAGAGCAAGCCAUUGUGUCACCCAAAAGCAGUCUGGCAAUAACAUUUAAAUCUGAUUUCUCAAAUGAAGAGCGUUUUACUGGAUUUGAGGCCCAUUUUACAGCUAUAGAUGUUGAUGAAUGCAAAGAAAGGAAUGAUGAAGAACUGGCCUGUGAUCACUACUGCCACAAUUAUAUCGGAGGUUACUACUGCUCGUGUAGGUUUGGCUAUCUGCUGCACUCUGACAACAGGACUUGUCGAGUGGAAUGCAGUGACAACAUAUUCAUUGAACAGAGUGGCAUCAUCACCAGUUCAGACUUUCCUAACCCUUACCCCAAAAGCUCAGACUGCCUAUACAGGAUUGAACUGGAAGAAGGAUUUAUUAUAAACCUGGAGUUUGAUGACAGUUUUGAUAUUGAGGACCACCCAGAAGUAACUUGUCCUUAUGAUUAUUUAAAGAUAAAGGCUGGCCAGAAUGAGUUUGGUCCUUUUUGUGGAGAUCAGUCACCUGGAAAGAUUGAGAUGGGGAGUAACAGGGUACAGAUUCUAUUCCACAGUGAUAACUCAGGAGACAAUGGGGGAUGGAAGUUGACAUACUCAGCAGUGGGCACACCAUGUCCAGUCCCAAAGCCACCUGAAAAUGGAAAAAUUGUUCCUGCAUUGGAUAAAUACUCCUUUAAAGAUCAAGUCCUCAUUACGUGUGAUCCUGGCUUUAGGAUUCUCAAGGAUGAUACAGAGGUUGACAAAUUCCAGAUAGGAUGUCUAAAAGAUGGUUCUUGGAGCAACAAUGUCCCAAUCUGUAAAAUUGUGGACUGCAAAAAUGCACCAGAUCUGCAGUUUGGAUCUGUCAUCUAUAACAGCCUUUCCAACCUCACAACAUACAGAUCAACUGUUCACUAUUCCUGUCAGAUUCCUCGCUAUCAGAUGUACCCUGCUAUUAAUGGUACAUAUAUAUGUGGAGAAAAAGGAUUUUGGAUUAAUGAUGAACUAGGAGCAAAGCUGCCUUCCUGCUUGCCAGUGUGCGGAACUCCUCAGUUCAGUCGGACUAAGGUACAGAGAAUUUCAAAUGGAAAUUUUGUUGCUAGAGGUGUAUCCCCAUGGAUUGCCAUGCUAUCAAAAAAUGGCUUACCAUUCUGCGGAGGCUCCCUUGUUGGUAACAAAUGGAUUGUCACAGCUGCCCACUGUCUUCAUGAUCCGCUGGAUUCUGAAAACUCAGUUGUUCGAAGUUCAGAUCUUUUUACUCCAGGAUCUUUCCAGAUUAUCCUGGGAAAACACAGAACAAGAAGUAGAGAUGACACUGAGCAGGUGUUUCACUACAAGACUUCUAUUCUACAUCCUCAGUACAAAGCUAAUACACUUGAGUUUGAUGUUGGACUUCUUGAGCUCUCAGAACCAGCUGUUCUGAACAAUUAUAUCAUCCCUGUGUGUCUUCCAGAAGAAGCCUCGCAAUCUGAUUUGCAGGAUGGUGAUAUGGUGCUUGUCAGUGGCUGGGGAAAACAGUUUUUGCGUCGCCUACCUGAGUCCCUUAUGGAGAUCGAGAUUCCUAUAGUAAGUCAUGAAGUAUGUGAACAAGGCUAUAGCAAGCUCAAUCGAAGAAUCUCAGAGGACAUGCUGUGUGCAGGAGAGAAAGAAGGAGGCAAAGAUGCAUGCCAAGGAGACUCAGGAGGGCCAAUGGUGACUCUAAACAAGAACAGUGGGAGGUGGUAUUUAGCAGGUGUUGUCUCAUGGGGAGAUGGCUGUGGAGCCAAUGACAGAUUUGGAGUUUACUCUAACAUUAUGAAGAGCCUCCAGUGGAUAAAGAAUUCAACUGGUGUUGAGCAUGUGUAGAAAGGAACAGCCUACCUAGGGGGCUUGACUGCAUUUUCUGGAUGUGUUUAAUUAUGCUUAUUUAGAAUGCAGUAAAAUUAAAACAGAAAAAAAUAAAGAUGUUGCCUUCAUUCUUCUAAAUACAGAUGUGAAGAGCUCCAUGGAGCUGUGAGCAUUGUAUUGUGAUCUACUUGGUGUCAUGAACAGCAGACAAGGAAUGGUGUUCAAAUUUGAAUUCUGUCUUUUUAGUGUUCAUAUAGGAUGACUUGGAAAUGGAGAUAGUGAAAGGGGGCAUACUUUGCAAAUACAUAGUCUUAAAGCAGGCUAAGUCAUCAAUCCCCAAAAAAGCAAACUAAUAACUAAGCCCAAAACAAAAAUCAAACAAGUCAUAUAAACAAACAGACGUCCAAAAAC
This is a messenger RNA of Polypterus senegalus (gray bichir), 2610 nucleotides long. It is a transcript of the gene masp1, whose product is annotated as mannan-binding lectin serine peptidase 1. NCBI's taxonomy places the organism in Eukaryota, Metazoa, Chordata, Cladistia, Polypteriformes, Polypteridae. Gene Ontology annotation, biological process: zymogen activation; complement activation. The record is from RefSeq and is a predicted model, not a curated record. The transcript is spliced from 16 exons. Gene Ontology annotation, molecular function: serine-type endopeptidase activity; calcium ion binding. Bases 115 to 2217 code for a protein of 700 amino acids. Gene Ontology annotation, cellular component: extracellular region; blood microparticle.